This is a messenger RNA of Beta vulgaris subsp. vulgaris (sugar beet), 1186 nucleotides long. Its product is annotated as peroxidase 51. Gene Ontology annotation, molecular function: heme binding; peroxidase activity. The record is from RefSeq and is a predicted model, not a curated record. The transcript has 4 exons. Lineage: Eukaryota; Viridiplantae; Streptophyta; Magnoliopsida; Caryophyllales; Amaranthaceae. The coding region runs from base 36 to 1019 and encodes 327 amino acids. Gene Ontology annotation, biological process: hydrogen peroxide catabolic process; response to oxidative stress.
AGCCAUAAGUUCACUCUUCUAAGUUCUAAUUAUCGAUGGGUCGGUUUAAUCUAUUGUUGAUAGUGUUAAUAGGCAUAUGGCUAAUGCGCCAUUUAGCGGCUGCUCAACUUCAGCAAAAUUUCUACGCCAGUACAUGCCCUAACGUUGAGCGCAUUGUGAAGAAGGCUGUCAAAAAGAAAUUAAGUCAGACAUUCAUCACAAUUCCAGCUACUCUACGCCUCUUCUUCCAUGAUUGCAUGAUCAAUGGAUGCGAUGCUUCAGUAAUGAUACAAUCAACGUCAAACAACAAGGCUGAGAAGGAUCAUUCAGACAACUUGUCAUUGGCUGGAGAUGGAUUCGAUACAGUUAUCAAAGCUAAAGAGGCAGUUGAUGCAAUACCGGGUUGCAAGAAUAAAGUUUCUUGUGCUGAUAUUCUUGCUAUUGCCACCCGCGAUGUUGUUAGAAUGGCUGGUGGUCCGUUCUAUCCUAUAGAAUUGGGAAGAAGAGAUGGACUAGUCUCAACUGCAGCAAGUGUGGAAGGGAAGUUGCCUCAUCCAAACUUCAAUUUGGAUCAACUCACUUCUUCAUUUGCUUCCCGUGGCCUUUCCCAAACACAUAUGAUUGCUCUAUCAGCUGCCCACACUCUGGGAUUCUCACAUUGCGACAAGUUUUCUAAGAGAUUAUACAACUUCUCGGCCAAAAAUCCAACGGACACAAAGCUAUACCCACCAUAUGCGGCCCAAUUGAAGGCAAUGUGCCCACAAAAUGUGGACCCAGGGAUUGUAGUGAGCAUUGACCCAACUACACCCAUGAGAUUCGAUAACAUCUACUUCCGGAAUCUCAUCAAAAGAAAGGGAAUUUUCACUUCGGACCAAAUCCUCUAUGAAGACCCUAGAUCAAAGCCCACUGUUGUCGAUUGGGCCCAAAAUUCUACUCGCUUCAACGAGGCCUUUAUCCAGGCUAUGACUGCAUUGGGCCGUGUUGGGGUUAAAACUGCUAGUAAUGGCAAUAUACGUAUUAGAUGUGAUGCAUUCAACUAGUUGGGGCCUGGGGGUAAUUCCGUAAUUGUCAUUUGUGACUUGCAAGUGCUGAAAUUGGGAUUUUUAAUAUAAUAUAUAUAUUAUUUUUUAUUUAUUGUAUGUAUAAACUAGGAAGAAAAUUAGUCGAUAAGUUUUGGUUGUAUUAGUAAAGUUACAUAAUGUUAAUA